Messenger RNA from Helianthus annuus (common sunflower), 797 nucleotides. RefSeq lists its product as uncharacterized. The record is from RefSeq and is a predicted model, not a curated record. The coding region runs from base 262 to 570 and encodes 102 amino acids. NCBI's taxonomy places the organism in Eukaryota, Viridiplantae, Streptophyta, Magnoliopsida, Asterales, Asteraceae. The transcript has a single exon.
AGCAUUUGCAUCCAAACAAAACAAAACCAAACCCCAAAUUUACACGCUUCUACGUGUACAAUUUCACCACCACUUCCUCAUGCGUGUUGUAUCCUUCGUAUACACCCACAUCAAAUCGUAAAAAUAAAAAAUCUCAAACAUAAUCAAUUUCUCAAUUCAAAAAAAAAAAAAAAAAAAAUCUCUGUAUUCCCUUUACUAGAAUUAUCCACACCCUUAUCACCAAAUCCUCUAAACACAGACCUCAACUCUUCCGUUUCCGAUAUGGGUCCGAUUGUGUUGACUCAGCUUGCAACCGGUCUGAGCGUGUUGGCCGGAGCGGCUCUAUUGAAAUCAGUGAUGGAUCAGAACCCGAUGAUGGGUCCGGGUUCCGGGUCAGGUCAGUUCCCAAGGUGUUCAAGUUGCAACGGGACCGGUCGGGUUAGUUGUCUUUGUAAUCGGUGGUCGGACGGUGACAGAGGAUGCCGGACUUGUGCUGGUUCCGGUCGGAUGAUGUGUAACAGCUGUGGCGGUUCUGGUACCGGUCGCCCUCUCCCGGUUCGGAUCUCGGCUCGUCCAAAUCAACCGUAUUAGACCGGUAACCUGUGUUGGAUUUGUUGGAAUUGUAAUCCGUUGGUUGAGUAAAUUUGUAAACGUCAGAUUCAGUUACUCUCUCUCUCUCUCUCUGAUAAGAUUACAUAUUUACAUGUAUUAUAAGUUGAUGAUAUAGUAUCCUCCUGUACCUACCUCUUGAUGUUUUGUGAUCAGAGGACAUACUGCAAUUAAUAGAAACAUAAUCUUCAUUUCUAAUAUUUGUUCAA